AUGGAUGCAAGAAUCGGUCAAGCACUGCAGCCGGGAAACAGCGCUGCUGCGUCGAGCCCGGCGGCAACCAACGAGAAGUUGGACAGAAGCAGGAAUUCCACCCACUCCAGCGAGGGACCUAAGACGCCUCUCUCCUCCGCUCCAACCCUCCGAGCGGCACCGCAUACUCCCGACAACAGGAAAAGCCGCCAAGUUUGGGUCAGCCGCGAGACACCGGCGCCGCCGGAGCCCCCUUCAGCGCCCAGCCCAGGCGGAAGAGGGGCCCGGCGCGGACGGGGACCGCCCUGCCGGAGGAAGGAGUGGCGGGCGACACCAACGGCCCGUGUUUUUGUCCCAGAAACAGGGUCGGCGUUCCAGCGGCUGAGCCGCCACCACCGCCUCCUCCUCGAUCUUAGCUUGGGCCACGAGCCUUACAAAGCCACCAAGCGAGCGGCAGCGGCAGCCCUGGGACCGCAGCGAAGGAGCUGUUUCCGUGGACACACGCCUCCGCCCCCGCCCCGGCGGCCCAGCACUGUUUCCCGAGGGAGAACAGGCAGCAGCUCCGAAUACCUGAGGAAGUUUCAUCAGUUUGCUAGUCCAAACAAGUUGUCAGCUUACAGCAGAUUAAGCAAAGAAAACAAUGCAAAAUUACCCAUGGAGCUUGCUCAAAGCCACAAGGCAGAUAACUCCAUAACUCUUAUAAAGAAGCCCAUCCAGCAACAGAAAAGCAGGUUCCUUCUGUGAAUGGAAAUGUGUUGUAAUCCAAGUCAAUGCAGUGAUAUACAGCCCUCUAGUGGGAAGGAUGCCUGAUUGCAUGAUAAUUAUUGAGUUCUGUCCUCAAUGUCAUAUUUGUAUUAUGUCAGCUCUUUCCCACACCUUCAUACAAUGAGUCUGCACUAUGAGAGGCAGGAAUAAAUCCGAAACCUCCAGUUUUAAACCAAACUGUCCCAUGCUAUUUGUAACUUUUUGAAUAUUUGCUUGAUCACUUGUCUUGGAGAAAUAGAUGUAAGGGGUUCUUCUCUUUUGGUUGAUUCCCUCAUUGCUCCAUGACACUAGGCAGUUAAUAAGUUAGUUUCUUAAUGUAGAAAUAACAGAUAUUGGGCAGCUCAUCAAGCUUCAGAGACACAGUGUACUCCAAGCUUCUGUACUGCAGCCCACUGUUGCAACAUCUCUCUCCCUCUUCAGCUCUGACAUCUUUAGCCUGUGCAUCCUCAAAGAGCCUCAGGGCACAGCAUAGACAGUUCUCUACUUCGCCCAUGUUAUCCUAACAAGUAUGUGGUUUAGGUUGAGAAUGAUUGGUUAAAGCAGACCCAAUGAGCUUUGUAGCUGAGUGGGAAUUUGAAUCUGGAUCUCACUGAGCCUAGCUUGACACGCUAAUCACUAUACCACCACACAAGCUCUGUGGCAGGGCAAUUUACUUCAGCAUCCCAUCACAGAUGUGAUAGGGAAUGGAUGCUGCAAUAGUAGCUGUGCUGAAAGUAGGUUUUACAGUCUAACUUGCAAACAGGAACACAUAUCAUGCUGUGGGGGCAAAGACAGCUAGGGCUUCAUAUGGACAUAUGUGACACCUACAAACUGGCUGAGUACACAUGGACAGUUAAGUCUAGGGGUACAAAUGACUUUUUGCACUAUUGAUACAGUUCCAGAAUUCCUAGUCAUAAAUCUAAUUGUAUGAAUUAUCAGCUGCACAGAGACAAUUGCUCCAGUGAAAUGCACUUACUUAAAGAGGAAAAAUCACAUAAAACUGGAAGCAUGCACGUGGUAAUUGGCAGAUUGUGCAUGUUUUCCUGAUGCUGCACUAAGAGGAUUGCGCUUUGAGCAAAAGUUCACAAUGGACGUCAAAGACAAUAGAUUCCCAGAACAAGUAUGCUAGUAGUCCAGAGUUCUACUCACAAUAUAGAUAUGUAUGAGGUGUCAGUAAUGGGGUGAAUAUCAAGUAAAAUUGUAUAAUAGCAUGUAAUCCCUAAAUUAUGUUACAAAGUUAAUAGAUUUGUCUGUCAUGUAUGUAAGGUAGAUCUGGCGGUUAUCAGUGACUUGUAGACUCCGCAGGACAGCAAAUAAAACAGAUUACUUCAAAAAAAAGCAACAAUAUGUGUACUU
Molecule: messenger RNA, 2079 nt
Organism: Hemicordylus capensis (graceful crag lizard)
Lineage: Eukaryota; Metazoa; Chordata; Lepidosauria; Squamata; Cordylidae
Product: serine/arginine repetitive matrix protein 1-like
Exons: 3
Coding region: 1-723 (240 amino acids)
Source: RefSeq, a predicted model, not a curated record